GUUGUGGUAGUAAAUUGACCAAAUAUAAGAAGUUGGAGCAGCAAUAAACCCAUACACAAAUUCCAAGUAGAAGAAGGGGAGAGAGAGAGAGACAGAGAGACAGAGAGAGAGAGAGGAGAGGGGGAGAGAAAUGGAAGGAUUAUACGGAGCAGUGAUGGAGGAGAUAGGGCGGUACACCGGACUAUCACCGGCGGCCUUCUUCACAAUCGCCGGGAUGAUGGUCGUGGUUUACAGAAUAGUCACCGGCAUGUUUGUGGGUCCCGAAGAUUACAACAAGCCUCCGGUGGCGGCGACCAUCGACACCGUCGAUUCUGAUUCCAAAUCCAAUUUUGUGAAUAAAUACUUCAAUUCCUCGGGGGCGGCGAGAGGCUCGUCGGUCCAAAUGGGAGACAUGACGGAGGAGCAGCUGAGAGAGUACGACGGGUCUGACCCCAAUAAGCCGCUGCUUAUGGCUAUCAGGGCUCAGAUAUACGACGUCUCUUCCUCCAGGAACUUUUACGGACCAGGAGGACCGUACGCCAUGUUUGCUGGAAGGGAAGCAAGCAGAGCGCUGGCUCUUCUGUCUUUUAAACCCCAAGACAUAAACGGCAAUCUCGAAGGUCUGGGGCCUGAAGAACUUGGCAUAUUGCAGGAUUGGGAAGAUAAAUUCAUCGAAAAAUAUGACAAGGUCGGGCAGCUUGUAGCAGAGCAAACAACUACACAUACCGAUGAGAAAACUGAGGUCGCUGCAGAUGACGCUCAACUGCAAGCAGUUGGACAAGCAGAAUAGAGGAGAGGAGAGAAUAAUCUGUCAAGACAUUGCACGCGCUCGGGCUAGGGUUUCCUUCUACCCGAGCACAAAUAUGUAUCUCAUUUCCGUAUUUUGUAUAAACACAAGAAAUGGUAACAGUAAAUUUUAAAUUUAAGUACA
Molecule: messenger RNA, 910 nt
Organism: Pyrus x bretschneideri (Chinese white pear)
Lineage: Eukaryota; Viridiplantae; Streptophyta; Magnoliopsida; Rosales; Rosaceae
Product: membrane steroid-binding protein 1-like
Exons: 2
Coding region: 131-769 (212 amino acids)
Cellular component (GO): endomembrane system; membrane
Source: RefSeq, a predicted model, not a curated record